AUGAGCACUGGCCUCCCUCGACCGACCGCGAACCCUCCUGCGCCCUGGCAGGAACAUGACCAGCAUCGCAACAUGAACCGUGGACAUUCAAACAGCGCCUCCUCUGCUCAGAUGCCCUUGGCCGGGAUGCAUGGACACAAUCGACCGCGCAACGGGUUUCAUCCAAACGGGGAAAAAGCAGUGCCUGUUCCGGGAACAACGCCCUUCGGCAAUGGCGCCGAUAGAAAGGGCAGUAUAGGACACGGUCCAGCCUUGUUCGAUAUGGCUCGUAGUCCUCCCAACACAUCCAACAAGAAUACGAAGCAUGUGCCGUGUAAAUUCUUCCGACAAGGAGCGUGCCAGGCCGGCAAUGCGUGUCCUUUCUCGCAUUCUCUGGACCCAAUGACCCAACAAGCGCCAUGUAAAUACUUCAUGAAGGGCAACUGCAAAUUCGGCGCCAAGUGUGCCCUGGCACAUUAUCUCCCAGACGGACGUCGCGUCAAUCGUGCCGAUCUAGAUGUCGGAAUGGCCAUGGCAGGCCGAAGUUACAACUUUACCAACCGACCGGAUCAACCGCCUUUCCCUAAUCCCGAUCCCAGCUUGCCCGACCCCAUGCUCAACCAGCAAACUUUGGGACCCGACUAUUUUCCAAACCAACCGUUUCCGUUAAUGGACCCAGAUGAGCCGGACGCUUAUCCGGACCGAUAUAACCAGUACCAGAACCACUCUGCCUUUGAUUCAGGGAUCAACUCGCCUCCAACGUCACAAUUCGGAUCUCCGCCUAAUGACUACCAAUACCCCAAAUCGCCGGCGGACAACCUAAGGACGGCUUUGAAUGCGCCGCUACCCCAGUCUUUUGAUGCCAACGGCAUGUCACGAAUAGCGAAGUAUGGACCCCUCGGGCAGUCUGUGCCUGAUAAAUUCGGCAUGCGCUCACCUGCCUCUUCUUCGCUUUCUCGACAACUAGGGAGCCCGCCCGAUUCUAUUGUCAACGUCCGAAAUGCCAAUCUCGGCUCGAAUCUGAGGAACGCGUCUCCUCUUGGCCUCUCGCCUCAGAAUGCAGAAGAGUCGAUCAGUCAGCGGUUAAUGCACUCCCAGCGAGCGGCGAAGACUAGAGGUCUGUCGGCUAGUGUGCCGCGGUCCAAUUUGCUGUACGAAUGGGAGGAAAGUCUCUCCGUGGAAACAGAUCUACUGCCGAACAGUCUUCACGAUGAGGUUUUGACCCCGCAGGAAAAGAUGAGGCGAAUGUCGAGACCGGAUCAAGAGCUCGGAUCGAGGGACCAGGUUCGCGGGUUGGCCAUACCGGGCGGGACUUCCAGUAAAGUAGGCUCACCGCCAGCCGGCAGCCCAUCCAGGUUCAGUGCAUUAUGGGCCGAACAGCGGGAAAAGAAGGCAGCAGAAACCAGCGGGCCACCCAACAUUGGUCAUGUGGGCUCACCAUUGCGCGGAUCGUGGAUGCCGAACGAUUCCACGACCCCGAGUGUACAAAUCUCGGGCAUCUCACAGGCCAUGGCGCGUAUGCAGCUGAACCGAGCAGACUCGGGUGAAUCCAACGGUGCGAGAAUGCAGACCAGUAGUGGCCUCAGGCACUCGUCGGCGCCCAGUGGUCGACUUGACCGUGGUAUCAACAGUCCCGGGCUGAGUUCCAAAAAGAUUGAUGAAGAGGUUGAAGGGGUCUUCUUCCCUAUGGACGGAGAUGACAAAACUUCAAUUUGGACGGCGCCGGGGCCAACUCCGUUACGCGAGAGGCCUAAUGGCGAUACACCUGCUGCUGCUGUGAAACAAGAAACUGCGCCGGGCGGGGAGAAUGGCGUCAAGUCCUUGUGGGCAUUUCGCCCCUGA
Messenger RNA from Exophiala dermatitidis NIH/UT8656, 1821 nucleotides. RefSeq lists its product as uncharacterized. The coding region runs from base 1 to 1821 and encodes 606 amino acids. Gene Ontology annotation, biological process: protein polyubiquitination. Lineage: Eukaryota; Fungi; Ascomycota; Eurotiomycetes; Chaetothyriales; Herpotrichiellaceae. Gene Ontology annotation, molecular function: ubiquitin protein ligase activity; metal ion binding. The transcript has 3 exons. The record is from RefSeq and is a predicted model, not a curated record.